This is a messenger RNA of Lotus japonicus, 2153 nucleotides long. RefSeq lists its product as uncharacterized. The record is from RefSeq and is a predicted model, not a curated record. The transcript is spliced from 7 exons. Bases 898 to 1551 code for a protein of 217 amino acids. Lineage: Eukaryota; Viridiplantae; Streptophyta; Magnoliopsida; Fabales; Fabaceae.
GGAUGCUAGCCCUAGACUAGAUAGUUCCUCAACCACUUGUCCUUCUCUAGCUAUUUUCCUUGAUUUUCGGCUUAAAGUUGCACGGUUCACUUCCGAGUAACAUGAAGCUUUCACAACCAGCUGUUGUUUCUGCUUUCCAGGUUGUCUAGCCUAUAUCCUAGAUAUUCUUUACAGCCUGACUGAUUUGAUACACCUCCAAUAUUUCUUCUUUACAGUUUGUCCAUAUAAAUUGAACCAUUGGUUGUGAGGAUGUUCAUCGGUAGAUUGUUCAUCCAGUUCCCUCUAUUUCUAUUCUUUGUUCAGUCAACCCUACCAGUGAAGAGUUUGUGUUGUGUUCUGGAAAAGACAUCUGGAGAAUCAGGAUUAAGCAUUUUCCCGUGUUCGAGAAUUUCCAGCCUAAUCGAUGGAACCACCAGCUAUUUGUUCCAUCGUUAUAGAUAGCUCCAGUACUCCCUCACUUGAAUUUGGCCAGCUGUGUUGUGGUUGUUCAUUGAUGCCUGAACCCUAGAAGGGGAAGCUAUGAUCUAUGGCUGUGAAGUGUUGUCCGGGAUAGGAUAUAUUUCCUUCCAUUAUCCACCUCUGCCAACAGCUGGUAUGAUUAGUUGGUUGAUUUGACUUCCCAGCAUUGCCAAACCUCCAUUCGUUAGUAUAAAUGCAGCUAACAGGUAACAUGAUGUUCAUAUACUCCUGCUACCAAGUCGUGGUCUGUUUACAUUGCUGAGUGUUCCUUCAUAUUCUGUUGCUUUGAUCAGUUAAUCUUCGUAAUCUGAAUGAGAGAUAUGAGUGGGAAUGUGUAUUGCAUAAGGAUUCUGUGACCUGGGAAAAAUGCUUGUAUAAUCAAUGCUUGAGGAGGGACUGUCUUAACUUGAUACCUCACAAAAAUUCUCAUUCGCUAAGAUGUGGCUUCUAGCAGCCCAAUUUGAAAUACGUCAACUGAAUCUCAAGGAUGCUCGUGUAAUAUUAGGAAAUGAUAUUGGAAAGGCUCCUAAAGAUAAGAUUGAGAAGAAAGUCAUUCCUAAUGGUGAUUACCCAGAUGACAUUGAAGAAUGCCUAGCUGGCAAAGAAAUGCUAUUCAAAGUGUGCAACAAUUCUGGAGUUAAGCAUGAUCGAGAUGAUUGCUUCCAAAUUCUAAGGAUAUGUACUGACCUUGGUAUCAUUGCAAUGUUCCAUGAACAUGAUGUCUUAGUUACUCCCAAACAGGCAAAGUUCUCUCCCCCCUUUAGUGAGCUGGACAUAACUGAAGAGGAUGGUGAGAUUAGCCUUAAUCUGACUGGUGAUAAAAGUGCUUUAGCUGGUAGCAAUGCAAAGGACAAAGGACCUCACCAUUUGCGCAUGAAAUUGCUGAUAGACUUUGAAUCAGAUGAAGAAGAUGAUGCUGGAUUUGCUGGUAGGGAUGAUGGUACUUUUGCAAAGAUCAGUCCUCUCUCUGAUAUGGCCUGUGAUGCUAAUGGGGAGGGUAAUAUGCCAGAUGCCAUUCAGUCUCAAACCGAUGCUAGAGGCACUGUGAAUUCUGCAGUAGAGACUGACAUAACUUUCUGGUGUGGUUCAUGAACCUAAACCACCUAUGUUUGGAGUUGAAUUGACUACCAAGAACAACAAAGGUCUGUUUGUAGUUAAGAUUGAGGCAACUGCUGAUGCUGGUGCAGUCGCUCAUGAGGGAGCUAAUUGCAACUCUGGUCUGAAAUUUCUGUCAUUGUUUGGAGAAGAAAGCAUGGAGGCCCCCUUGACUAAGAAUUCUACUAAGAAGAAUCUGAAGAUUGAAGUUUCCCGCGUUGAAGUUGAAGAAGUUCUGAACAAGAUGGUUGAUGAUCCUCACAUAAUUGUCAUAUCAGAUGAUGAGGAUGAUGUUGGUGCUUGAUGCAUCUCUUAGCUUAUUAUCUACAUGGAAGAUGCUGGACGUUAGUUGUCCUCUCUUGCUAUAAAAGAUGAAGAUUGUCUUCUAAGACAACUGCCACCAAGGGCUUUCUAUUUUGCUACUAUUAUCAUCUACUACUAUUAGGUCUUUUUGAUGGGUGAAUUGGAACUUGUACACACUCCAAUUUGAUGUUGUGUACUUAGGAAUAUGUAGUUUGCAUUGGAUGUAUCCUGAAAAAUGUUGUUAUGCAACCAUAUAUAUUAAUUAAAUAACUUCCAUGUUUAGAAGUUUCUGUUCA